Selaginella moellendorffii is the source of this 510-nucleotide messenger RNA. RefSeq names its product preprotein translocase subunit SECE1. The transcript has a single exon. The record is from RefSeq and is a predicted model, not a curated record. The coding region runs from base 1 to 510 and encodes 169 amino acids. Gene Ontology annotation, cellular component: chloroplast thylakoid membrane. NCBI's taxonomy places the organism in Eukaryota, Viridiplantae, Streptophyta, Lycopodiopsida, Selaginellales, Selaginellaceae.
AUGGGAGCACUGGGCUGGACAAGGGCGCAUUUUCUUCCCCCUCUCCCUCCCUCGCCAUCGCGGCACAAGAAUUCGCUCUUCUUGGUAAAUGGGAGAAAUGCGCCCGCGAGGAGGAGCCGGUUACGCUCCCAGUCGUCAUCCAAGCAGGAAUCUGGCGCAGAGGAAUCCGCGCGCAUCGCGCCUCUUGACUUGCCGGUCCAGGAAGGAUCCCAGGAAUCCCAGGACUCCUCAGCACAGGGCGAGCUUCAACAAGCUCGCGGGCAGCAGGAGCAGCAAGAAAUUGGCGAAGCUCUGCGGAAGCUGAGAAAGCAGGCCGCGCCAUCGCCAAGCUCGGUGGGAUUUUGGGAGGGAUUGGCGCAGGAGAUUGGGAUGAUCGAGUGGCCAAAUCCGGGCAAAGUGUUUGGGACCACGGUGGUAGUCCUUAGCAUCAUCUUUGCUUCCUCAAUCGUGCUGCUCACUGUAAAUUUCCUCCUGGCUGAGCUCUCGGACGUAGUCUUCAAGACCCAAUAG